AUGCAUCUGUCUCUCUCUCCCCUUGUCCUCCUUUUCACAGUCACCUCACUGGCCUCCUCCCUGCCGGACGCAGGAGUGGCAACCUCUCCAUCAGCCAUUGUGGCCGACAACAUCUCGCCGCCUGUGCCAAACGUGCUGGAGGUUGCGCGUCUGGAGAAGCGCAAGGCAUGCAGCGGCCAUCGCCUGCAGAACGACGUCUGCCAGGGCAGGCUGAUAUACCAGGGUAGCUCCCGGCACAACUGCUACCGCAAGGACGGCAAGUGCUGUGCCAAAAACAAGAAUCGAGACUAUGGGAUUGCAGUCACCAACAGGGCGCAAAAGGGCGAGGACUGCGCAUACUGCUUCUCGGGGACCUGCAAGAUGGAGAAUCCUUAG
Pyricularia pennisetigena is the source of this 375-nucleotide messenger RNA. RefSeq lists its product as uncharacterized. The transcript is spliced from 2 exons. Lineage: Eukaryota; Fungi; Ascomycota; Sordariomycetes; Magnaporthales; Pyriculariaceae. Bases 1 to 375 code for a protein of 124 amino acids. The record is from RefSeq and is a predicted model, not a curated record.